Molecule: messenger RNA, 936 nt
Organism: Marasmius oreades (fairy-ring Marasmius)
Lineage: Eukaryota; Fungi; Basidiomycota; Agaricomycetes; Agaricales; Marasmiaceae
Exons: 5
Coding region: 1-936 (311 amino acids)
Biological process (GO): protein processing
Cellular component (GO): endoplasmic reticulum; Dsc E3 ubiquitin ligase complex
Molecular function (GO): protein binding
Source: RefSeq, a predicted model, not a curated record
AUGGCACUCAGCGAGAAGGCAAAAGGAAAACAACGGGCUGUUGAUAUAACUUCUUUGGACCAAGAUUCGUCAGGGUCGGCAACUCAACCAUUACAAGCCAAUGUCCCCCAAAGUCUGGUCGUGCGAUUUACGGAGGAUAAAGUUGCAGACGUAGAGAUUUUCAUAACAGAAAAGGACACUGUCAGGGAUGUCAAGAACGCGAUUCGCCUGGAGAGACCUGAACUAAAGAACCGAAGAUUGAGACUCAUACACUCUGGUCGACUACUCACCGAUGGAACUUUCCUGUAUUCGUGGCUCAAGAAACUGGAUGAACGUCAGAAACGUGCUUCUGCAUCUCCAGAAGAAGUUAUUGGUGGUUUUGAAGAAUCAGCCAGCUCAAAGCCUCAAUCAACCGUUGCAAGUUGGUUACAUUGUUCAGUAGGACGAGAAGUAGAACAAAUUGAGGAAGAAAUGGAUGAUGUCUCACAGGCUCAACAAAUACAACCUGCGAGGGGAUUUGACCGUCUAGCAUCCAUGGGUUUUUCUCAAUCGGAUAUCGCAACCAUAAGACGGCAGUUUCAUAUCCAGAACGACAGUUUUCUUACAGGAGACGAAGAAUUUGGGCAUGAUGAUACCUACGAUGAACAUGCCCGAGCCCUCGAAGAACAAUGGAUUGACUCCUUGGACAGCACUGAUACCACCUCCCUAUCCGGGUCGUCGUCAUCAUCUUCCAAUUCUUCUGCAAUGCAAGGCAUUGUGGUCGGCUUUUUCUUCCCAUUCUUACCCCUCUUCCUCAAUGGUCAUAAACCACCUCUACCCAUAUUUUGGGAAAACGGGUCGGAGCAUUCGCACAAUGAUUCCGUUGUGUUCUCCCGUGCAACCCAGAUGGGUCUGGUCGCGGGGUUCAUGAUCAACAUUUUAUUUGGAAUGUGGCGGUUCUUACUGGAUGCAUCGUAG